Molecule: messenger RNA, 1186 nt
Organism: Triticum dicoccoides
Lineage: Eukaryota; Viridiplantae; Streptophyta; Magnoliopsida; Poales; Poaceae
Exons: 3
Coding region: 76-765 (229 amino acids)
Source: RefSeq, a predicted model, not a curated record
UCGCUCCGCCAACUCAACCACUCCGGCUCCUCCCAGGGCGAGAAGCUUCCAGGAGCUAGGGUUUCCCGUGCCGGGAUGGCCGUCGCCGACGCGGUGCUGCCCUCGCGGCCGCCGCCGCCGCAGCCCCCGCCGGCGCGGACCGUCGUCGUGCGCUUCGCCCUUGCCUGGAUGCUGGCGCUCGGGCUCGUCCUCUGCGUCGCGGCGAAGGCCCUCGCCUGCCUGGGCUUCGCCACUGCGUGGGUCGCCUCCGCGGCCUCGGCUGCGAAGGUCGUGGCGCGCCGCGCCUGGGGCGAGGGCUCCGCUCCCUUCCUCUUCCUCCAGGCGCUCACGUACGGGGCUCUCAAGGUCUGCGUCUACAACUUCCUUGUGUUGCUCGCGCUUGUCGUCCUGCAGCUGUGCGCCCAGCGCGUGGCCUACGUGAUUGCACCUGUAUCUGGCUCCACUUCGGGAUUCAAGAAGAGCGCCUUAGGAGCAACCAGGCCGGUGUCCGUUGCACGCUUCUUUAGGCUUCUGCGGCCCAUGGUGCUUGGAUUUGUCGCAUACGUGGCCUUUAUCCUGCUAGUGGUUGCUGGUUUUCUGGUAGCAAUGAUGUCGCCACAUGUGGAGGGAUCGAUGUCUCAGGGGGAAGUGGUUGGUUCGGUGAUCAUGGAUGUGGGGAUAUCUGGUGCGCACGCGACAGCUUGCUUUGUUAUGAUGCCAGCUCUCGUUCUUAGUUUCUGGAGGGAGUACCAGGCAGACAGGAAAGCACCAUCGCAGUUCUGUUGAGGCGAAGCUAAGAACAGAAGGUGUCGGAAGAAUUUUGCAAGGAGCUACUGUACCCAUUCUGCUGAUGGUUGGAGUGAUCCCAACAGAUACAAGUUUUCAGGUGAAAAAGAGUCUUUGCAGACUUGCUUGUUUCUAUUAGUAUAUGCGCCGAAUCGUCAUUAGCCAUGAAAAGUUUUGUAGACAUGCUUAUUUCUGCCAGUACUAGAUUGUAAUCGUCAAUAGCCAUGAGUUUGUUGGGGCAUUAUGGGCGUGGCGACAAUAGCCGCGCGACUCCCUUACAAGUUUGCACUAGAUUAUUGGUGUAUGAUGGUGCAAUUCGUUCAUGCUCCCAUUGUAAUACCCUACUGGAAGAAAAUGCUUCCAUGAGACACUGAUCUGGUGAUGAAUUGGUAUCACUGCCACCGUCGGUCUCGGGUUCUUA